GAGUGUAAACGCGUCCGGGAUCGGUGAACCGAUAAUUCCGAAAGAUCAACGCGAGGAUCUCGUUUCGAUGACUGUAGACAACGAUUUGCGAAAGCAGCAACAGAUGGUUCCGUCUCUAAGUGCGACGAAUAGUAGUGCAAAUAAAUUGAAUGGAAAUUCGGAUACCGACAGAAUCGAUAUUCGUGUUGUCGGGUCAAACGGAAAUGAGACUAUGAAUGUAAAGGAGGGUACGCAAACUGUAACGGAGGCUCGCGAGUAUCACGAAUCCGAUAAUCAUUUACGGAGGAGAUUAUUAUGGAUUUCUGUCGACACCGAAACUGAAGAUUCUUUGACAAAGAGCACGGAAUUAGUUCUAAAUUCCACGAUUGAGAGUCAUAUCGAGGAUGUUAUGGACGAGAAUCGGCAGCAAAGUAAAAUAAUUAAUUUUGCAGAUUCCGGAAAAAUGUUAAUUAGAGUCAAACGCGACGAUAACGCUGAAGAAAAUUCUGCGUUGCAAAAUAAUUGUAAUCUUCAGAUGUCCGACGCAAAUCAUCAUGCUCGUUACAAACGAUUUACAUAUUCCUUUGAGAAUCUUGAAUCCAAUAAUGCAGCAGAGAAUGUGGAGGCCGGAAAAGAAGUGGCAGUAGAUCACGAUGAAAAAGAAGAAAAUAAUGAAGAGUAUGAAAAUGUCGAAAGAGUUAAAGGGGAUUAUAAUGAUAGUGAAGAGGAUGUAAUGGAAGAUAAUGAUAGAGCAAUGGAAAGCGAAAGAAAAGGACUAAUUUCAUCUAGGCAUCGGAUCGAUCCUGUGAGAGCCAAAAUCGAUAUGUUAAUUAAGCAAAAGCUUGAAAAGAAGAACAAGAAUAAGGAUGCCGAUUACAGGAGAAAAAAACGUAGUAUGUUGGACAUGAUCGAAUAUUAUGAUUAUGACGAUAAUAAUGAAGAACAAGAGCGCGAUGCGCAAAUAAAUAAGCAGGGAAUUCAGGAUAAAAAUGAUGAAUUUUUGAUCGAAGAUGAAAGAUCGGAGAUGAAACGUGCUGCAGAAGAUAAAACAACGUGUAAACCAAGUGAUUUAGGAAAGAAAAAGAAUGAGAACGCCGAGGCGAUGAUGAAGGAGGAACGCGAGAAGACAAAGAAUAAAGAGCCAAAGGAGCAAAUCAUUGUCGAUCUUGGUGAACGUAAGAAUAAGACUUUAAAAAAUGAUCAGAAAGACAAGAAACCAUCCGGUGCGUCAGAAUCAAACCUCGGAGAUGCGUUGAGUAAAAGAAAACAACUGUCGACUGAGAAAAACUCGGGAAAGAUUCGUCAAAGCGAAGAUUUUAGAAAUAAUGUUUAUCGAGAAGAAUCGGCAGAUUUGAAACCGAAAUGGUAAAUUGAAUUAAUUUGUGAGUUAUAAGUGAUAAUAUCUUGUCGUGACUUUGUUAUUAAUGAUAUAACAAAUAAAUAUUUUAAGCUAUCUUUUAUUUAAAAUAUUAUAAUUCAAAUGACCAAAAAAUAGACGUCUGAUAGGUUGGACCAAUCAUUUGAGAACAGAAUGGCCUUGCUGAAGAAUUCAGAAGUGGCAUUAAACGAUAAUCAUAGAAAGAAAAUUAGAUUGAAUGAACCUUUGGAAAUCAUAUCUAGUGCACGUUUAGACGUAAAUCCUGACGUUAUCGAAAAUAUCUUGUUAGAUAUUCAGCCUAUCAAAAUCGUGGAGCAAAACAGAAAGCUAGAGGCCUGGAAAGAUUUUUAUGAAGACUUUGAAAACGAACGGUAUCAUUGCUUGUAAAUCGUAUCGCAGAAUAUAUA
Molecule: messenger RNA, 1764 nt
Organism: Formica exsecta
Lineage: Eukaryota; Metazoa; Arthropoda; Insecta; Hymenoptera; Formicidae
Product: stress response protein NST1-like
Exons: 3
Coding region: 68-1348 (426 amino acids)
Source: RefSeq, a predicted model, not a curated record